This is a messenger RNA of Neoarius graeffei (lesser salmon catfish), 7994 nucleotides long. Its product is annotated as E3 ubiquitin-protein ligase TRIM39-like. Lineage: Eukaryota; Metazoa; Chordata; Actinopteri; Siluriformes; Ariidae. Gene Ontology annotation, molecular function: protein binding; zinc ion binding. Bases 482 to 2173 code for a protein of 563 amino acids. The record is from RefSeq and is a predicted model, not a curated record. The transcript is spliced from 9 exons.
UAGCCUAGUAAUCUGACAUAGAAUCUGUCCAGUCCCUUCACACACUCCUGUACAGUAGGUGGCGGUAUACACAGAUUGUGAUAAUCUGCCAUUAAAAAGAAGAAGAAGAAGAAUGAAUGAAGUUUGGGCGGUUUUGCUUGCCGUACUUAGUUUUUGACCAGAAUGCGCUGUGCUGAGAUGUGUUUCAACGAGAUUGCACUAUAAGUAUGUUUUUCUUAUUUUAUAAGUUGCUUGUUACACAAGUCUUCAUCAAAACUGAAGAUGUGUAACAUGAUGUUUGGGAUAUGAGAUCAACAAGUUAUUAGAGACUGUAUAAACUGCGAUGUUUCAAGAUUGUUCGUGAUGUGUGAAGAUUCCUCCAGCAACGUGGGCUGUACCUGUUAAGAUAACGAAACCUGCAAGCCCACUGCCGGAUUGUUUGUAUAUAAGUUUGAACUCUUCAGCCACAGUUUACAGCCGUUCAAAACACAGGAGGAAGAAAAUGGCUGAAUCUUCAUCGCCAGCAAAAAAGAAAAGAAGGAGCAGCAUGGAAGAACCACGUUCAUCAUUUUCUGGUGACUCCAGCAGCCUCCUGUCUAAAGAGCAGCUGCUGUGUUCGAUCUGUCUGGAUGUGUUCACUGAUCCACUCACCACUCCAUGUGGACACAACUUCUGUAAGAGCUGCCUUACACAGUGCUGGGAGAAGAGUCUACACUGUCACUGUCCAUUAUGUAAAGAGAAAUUCACCAAGAAACCUGAACUGAAGAUUAAUACAACACUGAGAGAGGUUGCAGAUCUCUUCAAGAAGAAAUGUGGUCCUGAUAAACCUGAGGUUCUGUGUGAUGCCUGCACUGGAGAGAAGCUGAAGGCCCUGAAAUCCUGUCUGGAUUGUUGUGCAAGUUUGUGUAAAACUCAUCUAGAGUUUCAUAGUAAUAUGCCCAAACUUAAGAAACACAAACUAAUAAACCCUGUGGAGAACCUGGAGGACUACAUAUGCCAGAAACAUGAGAGACCGCUGGAGCUGUUCUGUAGAGAUGAUCAGACGUGUGUGUGUCAGUCCUGCACUGAGACAGACCACAAGAAUCACAACACUGUUCCUAUAGAGGAGGAGAGCAGAGAGAGGACGACUCAGCUGGGGAAAACACAGACAGACAUGCAGCAGAUGAUUUGGGACCGACUGAAGAAGAUCCAAGAGAUCAAACACUCAGUAGAGCUCAGCAAAAGAAGCACAGAGAAAGAGAAAGCAGACAGUGUUGAAGUCUUCACUGCUCUGAUUCGCUCCAUUGAGAGAAGUCAGGCUGAGCUGCUCGAGGUGAUGGAGGAGAAGCAGAGAGCAGCAGAGAGGCAGGCUGAAGGACUCAUUAAAGAGCUGGAGCAGGAAAUCACUGUGCUAAAGAGGAGAGACACUGAGCUGGAGCAGCUCUCGCACACUGAGGAGCAUCUCCACCUCCUACAGAUUUACUCCUCCAUGUGCAGCCCUCCACACACCAAGAACUGGACUGAGAUCAGUAUUAACACUGAUCUGAGUGGGGACACUGUGAGGGCAGCUCUGUCUCAGCUUCAGCAGACUCUGAAUGAGAAACUCACUAAAACACUCAAUGACAAGUUAACGGAAACAGAACUGAAGAGGAUUCAGCAGUAUGCAGUGGAUGUGACUCUGGAUCCUGAUACAGCUCAUCCCAAACUCAUCCUGUCUGCUGAUGGAAAACAAGUAACACAUGGAGAUGAGGAGCAGAAUCUCCCUGAUACACCACAGAGGUUUGAUUAUUAUGUCUCUGUUCUGGGAAAGCAGAGUUUCUCCUCAGGGAGAUUUUAUUAUGAGGUGCAGGUCAGAGGGAAAACUAAGUGGACAUUAGGAGUUGUGAGAGAGAACAUUAACAGGAAGGAGAGCAUUACAUGGAAACCUCAGAAUGGAUUCUGGACUGUGUGGCUGUGGAAUGAGAAUCAGUACUGGGCUUAUGCUGAUCCCCGUGUCCCCCUCACACUGAGAGAGAAGGUGGAGACGGUGGGGGUGUUUGUGGAUUAUGAUGAGGGUCUGGUCUCCUUUUAUGAUGUGAAGUCCAGAUCUCAUAUCUACUCUUUCACUGGUCAGUCUUUCACUGAGAAACUCUAUCCAUACUUCAAUCCUUGUUUCAAUGAUGGAGGUAAAAAUUCAGCCCCACUGAUCAUCUCUCCUGUAUUAAAGACUGAGUGAAUUUUCAACUCACAAAUUUAAUCAUCUAUUAAAUGGUAAUAAACAGAAAUAUUUUUACAUUUUCUGGUUAACAUACCUGCCAACCUUGGAAAAAAAUAUUUAGUAGCAACUUAUCGCGGCGGUGCAGUGCAGCAUGGCGUGAGGUCAGACACAUUUGCUGAUCAGUAUUGAUUGUAAUGAGCGAGCAUGUGAACAAUGUAUUACUAAGCACAGAGUUCCCACUCACCACCAUAUCUAGUUAUUCAACAUACAAGUAGACUAUGAAGAAAACAAGAACUCCUUUUAAUGAAAAGGCAUGAAUAUAUUUCCAAUGCUUUCACCAAGACAUUUGGCACAAGGCAACUGUGCCCGAAAAAUAUGUCCUUUAUACAGACCUUAAACUUAAAGAUAAGGGAUAAAUGUACUGCCUUUGGCAUAUUGUGUCUUAAAUACAUUGGGAAUUAUAAACAACAAAGAAUCCCAAAUAGCAUGCUAUGUCCCUUUUGACAUGUCGCAUUAUAUUGUAUAGAUGACAGAAAAACCAAUGAGCUAUAGCCUACGUCUUUUAAAACAGAUGCCGGCAGUCUGCAAACACACACACACACACACACACACACACACACACACACACUCUCUCUAGGGCUGCACAAUAAUCGAAUUUAAUCGAAAAUCGCGAUUUUGGCUGCCACGAUUAAAUUAAAUGAAAAUCGCGAUUUAUUUCCAUUUAAAAUGCGGGCUCUACUGCAUAUCUAAGCACUUUUUGACCAGUACUCCGCCAAACCAUUAGGGGGCGAACCGACGCAUGUAAGGUUUCAUUACUCCGCCUAAAUAAGCAAGCAAGCCAAGCGUUGCCAGAUUGUGCGGUUUUAAGUGCUUUUUGGCGGGUUUUGAACAUAUUUUGUGCUGGAAAACGUUAGCAGUAUCUGGCAACACUGGCCAAGUGCGCAGAGCUUCAGUGCAGCGGUUUCUUCUUCAAGGGGUGAUAGCGUGAGAGUAGGUAACAGAUUGAGGUGAGAGAGAAAAGCUAACUAUGUCGGAACAACAGACUAUUUAGCACUGGAGGCAAUGCUGUGACCUGCCUUCGCUCAUGUUUAAAGCCAGAGCAUGUUGAUAGGCUGCUCUUUCUAGCUAAAAACUUGUAGGCCUCAGUAUAAUGCUAUGUAAUUGUUGCAAUUGAGUUUUCAGUUCCUUCAUCCUUUGGUAAUUUCUUGGAUAAAUUUCAUUUAUUUGUCAUUUGGAAAUCAGAAUUUCUCUUUUAAAUUUCAUUCUGCACUGAAAGCUGUUCAUAUCGUUUGUUUGAAUAUAGUAAAAUAAAAUUUAAGUGAUUUCCCUAACAUCAAGAAUAAUCGUGAUUAAUAAUCGCGAUUACAAUUUUGAUCAAGAUAAUCGUGAUUAUCAUUUUUUCCAUAAUCGUGCAGCCCUAACACACACACACACACUAAAUCCUUUUUUCAUAAAUUUAGUUUUGACCAUAAGAGAUUCUGUUGCUCCUCACUACACUUUGAACUAGGCUACACUAAACAUCGAAUAUUCCAGAGUACCUAUAUAAAUAUUAAUAUUGAAAAAUAUAUAUUUAGUAAAUGCAAACUGAUAACCACACUUACAGAAAAAUUUACUGAAAAUAAAUUUUAGGCUACUCUGGCCUAUCCAAUAACACAGCCUUUAUAAUAUUCAUGUUCACUGACCUGGCCUAAUUUGGAAAAAAAUAAUGGCCUAUGUAUAUAAAGGCAAGCAUUUCUAUGUUAGCAAUAUUAUUACCUGUAUUUCCUUGAUGGCUAAUGUCAAAAUCAUAAUUGCACACUGUGCAAAACGCAUGAUUAGGCAGUUUAGAGGGGCGGAGGCAUGGCCAUUGAUAUUUCGUUAGGAACUUCUGAGGGGCAUAGACUCGCUUCUUUUUAGAUUUGCUUCUCUCUCUCUCUCUCUCUCUCUCUGUCAGUAUCCUCAUCUGACGUCAUGUGUAUUAUUAACUGCAAGGCACACACAUACACAAACGCAUCAUCAUCCACCACAUGCACUUACGUGAAAACACUUCAUGCGCUGCUCAUUGAAUCUCACAUGCAUGAGUAGCCUAGUUCAGAAGAUUUUAACGCGUCUAUCGGGUGACUAGAUGGAAAUGUCAGUAGGCUACUAUAUUUUCACUUUAGGCUAUGCAAUGUUUUUUAGAUUGAGAAGCCUGGGUCAAAUAUCAAAACAAGCUGGAACAAAUAUUUCCUUCAGAUAAGGCGGAACACUGUGCUUUGAACUAUGACUUUAGGACAGUUGUCCUUAUUCACAAUACCCUUGCCCUGCCCAUUUACCUUCGAAACGGUGUUUAGCAUCGUCCUCCCUUGUAAAUCCAGUCACAGUAUGAAGAUCGACCGAGAGGGAUGAAAAUCAAUUUCGUUACUUUCGUUUUGACGGCUCCUUGGCUCUCCACUUAGCCUCAUAGCUUAGGCCUAUUUGAAGAGUUUAAAACUAGCGCUGUGAUUGGUCGAAGUCUUCUUUCCUUUACAGGUUGCUGGUCAAUGCGGUUACACCCAUAGACGAGUUGCCUAGUGCGCGAAUGCACAGACAGUUGAACCGGAAUAUUAAAGAUCUUUGAACUCAAAGCCAUCAAUUGCUUUUUGCAUAUUUUGAAGUGUUAAAUUGUAGCAGCAUAGUUUGAUGUCUAAAUGCGUAUCUGCUAUGCAAAAUGCAUAGGUUGGCAGGUCUGGAAUUUUCGUAAAACAUUUUUCCCCUUUAAAAUGCUGUACACUUUAUUUUAAUACCUGGGUUACUUUUUUUGCAAAAACAAAUAAUUUUACUCCUACUGUCUGUUACACAUUUUGAUUGUGGAACUUUGUCAUGACAAAUCAAAUAUUAAUAAAGAUUAUUUACAGUUCACACUGAGUUUUACUGCAGAAUUUAAUCUGAUCAGUAAAAUGUAUGAAGUUCAGCUGCUGAUGUCUGUGUAAAUAAAACCAAACAAAACUGUUUCUCCUUCAAACCUCAUCAAACACAAACAAACUUGUAUUUUAUUUUGAAAUAAAAGUGUCAGGGUUUUUCUGUUCUUCAAAAUAGAAAUGAAUGAAUAAAUGAAUCCUCAAUCUGCACUAAAUCCUUCCAUCUGCUGGUACAAAGGUGAAAUGACGCGGGCCAUCUGAAAAUACUAAAUUAAAACAAAUAAGUUAAAUGUAGGAUGGCAGAGGGAGUCUCUAAUAGCGGAGCUCCAGCGGAGCACCAUACCUAAGAAAAAAUGGUAAUGGGGUGGGCGUAUCGAUAGUAUCGAUACCAAGGUGAGUAUCGGAAUCGAAUCGAUACUAGCUUGAGACAGGCCCGGCGCCAGGAACAGUUUACUAAGGGGGCAAUUAGAAAUCGCAAGGGGGCAAAUAUUUUUCAUAUAGUGUGUAGUAGUGAUGGCGGUCUGACAACGUGUUUCAAACAAUUAACUGCGCCAACCACAAAACCACGGCCCCGAAGGUUGCUUUAGUACGGGAAAAUCAUGUGACCUAUUACCAGGGCAGUUGCGCUUUAUCAACUCCCGUGCCCACCUGUUAACCCUCCCCUCCAAUUUUCUCACAGACACGCGGUACAACCGGAAAGAUGCCAAACAUAAAACAACACACACAAACCUACAGGCAAGUCCUUUAAAUUUAAAAUAUAUGCAAAUAGCUCCGCGGCAUGAAAACAAAACGUCAAUGCAAGUCUAAGGUACUUGGCUCGGCGGCCAAAAUCAUAAUUUUAAAAAAAUCAACAGACCCCACGGCUGCACCAGUAAUAGCCUUCCUGACUCGUACCGAGUCAACGCUAACCACUUAAUCCGCGAUCCCAGUUUAGGCGUGUAGGGGACAAAACACUCUGAAGUGAUUAAUUUUCACCCCCGCUGCAUGGGGGUGACGUCAACAACACGUAUUCUUACGCUAUUUGCGCACAAAGCGGACCAUAUAUGAACACAUGCACCAACAUAAACAGAGAUAAACUUAGCCUACAAAGAAAGAAAAUGGAUUCACAAUAUUGUGAUUGAAUUCGUUUAAUUCGGAAGGGGAAAGACUACUCCCGUAAACUGACUGCAUAUUACAGGAUAUUGCAGAGACGGUGCACUUGUGUCAUAACAACAAUCAGAUUUGUUCUACCGUGCCAGUUUUAGUAGUGAUUUAUGUGAAAUGUAUUUUUGUGCAAUGCGCAACCACUUAAUAUUUCGUAUUUGAAAAUGCAAAUUAUUAAUACGUCUAUAAUACGUUAUAUUUUCAUAAGAAAACAAGUGAUCUGAGUCUCCGUUGAGGGGGCGGGGCUGUAGCCACGAGGGGGCGACGCCCCCUUUCGCCCCCCCAUGGCACCGGGUCCGUGAUGAGAUCGAUACUUUCGUCGCAGUUUCUCUUCAAUACGUCCAGUAAAUUACUCGAAUUUACUCAGAGUUCAUGCGAGCGUAGUUUCUCUCUAAGGGCCCGUUUACACGAGGAUGCUGUCGGGUAAAAACGACUAAAUAUUUUAUUGGAAGUGCCUUUUGUCUACACGGGGACGGCGUUUCCGAGGCUGAAAAACGGAAAAAAUUGAAAACGCCUUCCAGAGUGGAUAAGUUAAAAACAGCCCCCGUUGCAUAUCCGUCUAAACUACCCAAUACGCGAAACUCUGCUCGGAUCUGCUCGUGUCGGGUACGCGUUUACGUCAUACAUAUGUCAUAUACUGUACAUGCCAGCCCGGGAAGUAAGAAAGUAAGUAAAAAAGUAAGAGCAUGUCUGAUUACAUCGAUCCAACGGACCUUCAAGCUGCUCUGGCAGCUUUAAUAAACGUCCAGGAGUCCUUCGAACAUCUAUACCGAAUCUGCACAUAUACCGUUAAUGAACAGAGGCGGGUAUAGUAUGCUCUUACUUUUUUACUUACUUUCUUACUUACCAUAGCCAGAGUAGUCAAAGUUUUCGCGGCGUAGAUGUGCAGAUCAGACAAGACGGAAGACGUUGCGCAUGCAUGCAGACAUAGCGGAGGUCUUUCACAGCACCGCCUGGCAUGCACAUCUGUGACAGAGUGCAAUGCGUCUGUCACUAAACAGCGGUUCCUCCUGCUGGUCAUGUUUCAAUGGUCAAGUGCAAUGGACUAAACCACAGUUGCAAAGACAUUCCAAGCACAAUCUGUGUUGUAUGUUUGUUGUGGGUUUGGUAAUGGGGGCUUUACAAGUAUGUUUUGUUACGGGUACAUUUGUUACAACUUUUAGAUAUGUAAACCUGAAAUGUUUGGUACAUGUGUUCAUAGUAAAAGACGUGACACAGGUUUAAACAGCACAAGCAUUUAUUAGUUUUCACUAUAAACAAUAGCGUGUAAAGAUUCAUUAAGUGCGCACGUUUAACAUCUGAAUCCUUUUCUGCUAGAGUUUAUCUAACAUCAGCCAGAAAUGUUUGUAGCCAUUUACUUGCUGUAGUCUUCCGGGUGCGGGACCAAACCAGAAUGCAGGUCUGAAAGCGCUUUUCAAGGUUUCUUCCGCAAUGCGCGGGAAAGCAGCUCAUUAGAGCGGAGAGAAAUGGUCUAAAAAUCUUACGUGUUUGUUGUAAUAUUUAAGGUCUGCACAUUGUUGUAGGAGUGUAAUGCAUGCAGUGAAAAUGUUUAGAACUGUUAAAAUCUGUCUAGAUGUGUUGACUGAUUUUAAUUGUGUUAAGACUGUGACGUAGUCUUUUAAAUAUGCGCUGCACUGUUCAUUCAGGGGAUGGCCUCGGCAGGGAGAGGACGCAUGACUUGAGCUCUGUGUGAGUAAUGCCAGAGUAGCCUAGCUUGCGUGGGCAUUUUGUCCCAGAAUUUUUUUUUGGUUGGUUUUGUCAGUGUUUUUUUUUUUUUUUGUCCUGUUUGUGUUAACUGCCGGCUUAAGAAUAAAAAGAAAACUAUUUUUGUACAAGAA